This is a messenger RNA of Colletotrichum destructivum, 1092 nucleotides long. RefSeq names its product Putative S-adenosyl-L-methionine-dependent methyltransferase superfamily. Bases 1 to 1092 code for a protein of 363 amino acids. The record is from RefSeq and is a predicted model, not a curated record. The transcript is spliced from 8 exons. Gene Ontology annotation, molecular function: methyltransferase activity. Lineage: Eukaryota; Fungi; Ascomycota; Sordariomycetes; Glomerellales; Glomerellaceae.
AUGGCCGACAAUCAAGCCAACACGGCAUCUGCCAAUGAUCCUGCGCCCGCCAGUGAUCCUCCAGCUCCCAAUGGCCCUGGUAUCAAUACCGGCCCUGUCAUUGUGGCUGAUGACGAUGCAAGGACUCUUGGGAAAACUACAGCAGCUAGCGUGGCGUCUUCAAGCGCAAGCUUGGCCAGUUCGAUCCUCCGACACCGCAUUGAGAACGGAAGGACUUACCACAAGUAUAAGGAUGGCAAAUAUGCCUAUCCCAACGACGAGAAGGAAAACGAUAGACUAGACUUGCAGCACAACAUCUUUCUCCUUACACUUAACUACAAGCUGGGUCUUGCCCCUCCGAAUGAUGAAAAUUAUGGGGUCAAACGUGUUCUUGACAUUGGAACGGGCACUGGGUUAUGGGCCAUUGACUUUGGGGAAGAGCACCCAGAAGCUGAGGUCAUUGGUGUUGAUCUCACCCCGGUUCCCACUGCACUCAUUCCACCCAAUGUAAAAUUCGAGGUUGACGAUAUUGAAGAGCCCUGGAUGUACAGCCAACCCUUUGACUAUAUCCACACCCGUGCCAUGACUUCAAGCAUUGCCAACUGGGGAAAGUUUCUCAAGCAAAUCUACGACGGCCUUGCACCUGGCGGUUAUGUUGAGUUGUUUGAGGGUAACUUUCGACCUGAGUGUGAUGAUGGGACUCUGACUCCUGAACACGCUCUCUCGGAAUGGGUCGAUAAGUUCGAAGAAUGCGGUAGGAUCUUGGGCCGACUCAUUAUUGAUGUGCCAAGUCUUGUGCCCAUACUGAAUGAGAUUGGGUUCGUCGAUGUGACCAUUGUUAAGUACAAGUGGCCUAUCAAUCCUUGGGCAAAAGAUCCACACUAUCGGGAACUUGGAAGCUGGUGCUUGGAGAACUUACUGGAGGGCAUCGAGGGCUUUAGCAUGGGACCUUUUACGAGAUGUCUUGAAUGGACUAGGGAGGAAGUCAACGUAUUUCUCAUCGAUGUCAGGAAAGAUCCGAAGGACAAAAGCAUACACGCCUACAGCCCUCUGUGGACGAUCUAUGCCAGAAGGCCGCUUGAGGAACCGCAAGAGCCAGUACCAACUGUUUAG